UCCGCCUGUCAGUUCCCGUUUUUCUUUCGAGUUCGCGACGCGAGUCAGCCGUCUGCUCCGGCCUCUCUCGCGUCUCCGACCUCUGCUUCUGGUGCUGCCCGAAUCCGAUUGCUCUCAUUGUGCUCUUCUACUGCUUCUCUUUCAUUGCCUCGUCCUCUUCUCCUUGUAUACGUCAUAUUGUGAAGUGCAUCGAGCUCUGGAUAAUAUUUUCUUGCUGGUCCGUUUGAAUUGGUAGAAGGUGAGGCGUUCUUGUGAUGAUGCUUCUGCAUUCUGCAAACCGGAGUCAGAGAUUCAGAGGGUUCAAGGUUAAACAUGUUAUCAGAGCAAUGGCGGUUCUUGCUGUAUGCAUAUGGUUGGUCUACGAGAUUAAGGGUUCAGGAGACAGUCCAAAGCCUGAACCAGAGAUUAGAGUAACUAUGGAGGAUGGGGAGUCGAAGCUUCACUUUGGACCGAAAGAGAUGGUCGACUUAGAUAAUAAUGCUGCGAGGCUGAGCAUGGAAAUAGAAAAACCACAAGCUGGCAGUGAAGCGGACCAAUGGCAGGCGAGUUUACCUGCGAAAAGUGAAAUUGGUGAAGGUGGUGGUGAUGUUGAAAUUGUUCAGGACAGGGAAGAGGCUGGAAAUGGUGAUGCCAAGGAUCUUAAACACAAAGGGGCGAUCAUGGAAAAGCAAUUCUCAGGCAGUGGUGAUCAGGGAAUUGAAGAAGUCCAAUUUGAGCAACAAAGCAAUAUUGAAACACCUGAGGUUACUAGUGAGGAUGCCAAGGAUCUUAAGGAUAAAGAGGAAACAAUAGAGAAUGAGACUGUGGGCCGUGGCGAUCAGGGAACUGAAGAAAUUCUUGGCCAAUUUGAGCAGCAAAGCAAUGUUGAAACGCCUGAGGUCACUCAUGAAGAUGCCAAAGAUCUUAAGGAUAAAGAGGAAGCUAUAGAGAAUGAGACUGUGGGCCAUGGCGAUCAGGGAACUGAAGAAAAUCUUGGCCAAUUUGAGCAGCAAAACAGCACAGUAAUACUGUCAUUGGAAGGAGAGAAUGAGAAGUGGAUGACUGAUGUGAUUGACAUUCCAAACAAGAUGAAUGACAAGGUGGAACAGGAAGAUACAGAGAAUACGAAUGGGGAAGAGGAUGUUGUGAGAGAACUUUUCAGUGAAGAAUUUUCUCAGAAUAGUCAAACAUGGAACCAGAACACAGUGGAACAGGAAGACACAAGCAAGAGGAACGUUGAAGAGGAUGAUGGAAGAGAAAGUGCCAGUGAACAGUUUUCUCAGAACGGUCAAACAGGGAACCAUCACACUUUGGGACAAGAAUAUGCAAGUCAGUUGAACCUUGAAGUGGAUGAUGCAAAUGAAAGUGCCAGUGAAGAAUUUUCUCAGACUAGUCAAACAGAGGACAGUGACAUAUUGGGACAAGAAGACGCAAGCAAGUUUGAAGAGGAUGAUGCCAGUGAAAGUGUCAGUGAAGAACUUUCUCAGAAUAGUCAAGCAGAGAACCAUGACACAAUGGGACAAGGAAAUGUGAACAUUGUGAAUAGUGAAGAGAAUGAUGUUAUAGAAAGCAUGCGUGAACGAAUUUCUGAUCAGAGUAACCAGAAACAGGACAUAGCACUUGAGCUGAGUGAUUCAGAUGGUGAAACUCGCACUUUCUAUGAUGAGGAUGGUCCCAGAGAUUCUGACAGUUUUUCGCUUCCAUUGAACAAAACAAGAAGCAAUGGGGCUACAGAUAUCUUGCAACAUGAUUCUCCUGUAACUGCAGAUUCAGAGGUCCAAACGAAAGUGGACAGCACCACUAGCACUAUUGAGGUUUCUGAAAUAGAUCAAAUCCCACAAACUGAUGAUGCAAAUGCGAGUGAUGGAAGACUCUCCCUGCAAAAUUCAAUUUAAAGAUAUCAGAGAAAGAAAUUGUCCUCUUCCUACCAAUCAAGACGGGAGGGCCUCUGGUUGAAAUUUAUCUCUACCAUUUUUGUACCAAUUCAGGAAUGCUGUUGCACUUACCUCCUGUCACAUGUUUUGCGUUCAAAGUCUGUUUGGUUCUCUUCGAGUCAUCAAAAUCACAGGGACUUCGCGGUUACUGUACAUAAUUUGCUGUAGGUUUUUUUCUACAGCCAUUGGCCGAUUCCCUGGUUCCCUUUCAAAACAAAUUAAGAGAAGGUAGUGCUUGAUUGUUCUCUUCUUUUCUGUUUGCAAUAUUUACCAAAUCAGAAUCAUUGUCUGAUUCUGUUGUUCAUCAAGAGUAACCCAGAAUUUUCUCUUC
Molecule: messenger RNA, 2244 nt
Organism: Nymphaea colorata (pocket water lily)
Lineage: Eukaryota; Viridiplantae; Streptophyta; Magnoliopsida; Nymphaeales; Nymphaeaceae
Exons: 2
Coding region: 255-1874 (539 amino acids)
Source: RefSeq, a predicted model, not a curated record